Coregonus sp. 'balchen' is the source of this 5372-nucleotide messenger RNA. The record is from the annotation of a GenBank genome assembly. Lineage: Eukaryota; Metazoa; Chordata; Actinopteri; Salmoniformes; Salmonidae.
GCACAACACACCUUAGUGCCCGUAUUUAAUGAGCUGACUAAGGACACACCUGUUGGAUGCCUGAUGAAUAUCUAUUCACGUAAAUAAUUAUCUCAAUACGCCCUCCAGCAGCUCCCACCUCCAAGGGGGUAUAUAUUCCGCUGCCAGGCUUGGACUGGUUCACCAACUCUUCGAAGUACCACUCCGGGUUUUGUCAGCUCUACAUACCAAUCAUCACAACGUCGCCAUGAGUGCUUUAUCACUUCGCAGUUAUGGAGGCAGCCGAGGCUCAUCCUCCAUGUCUCUCGGAGGAGGGUACCAGAGUCGCAUCGCAUCACGGGCACCAAGCGUCUAUGGAGGGGCAGGGGGACAGUGUGUCCGCGUAUCUUAUGCUUCGGGCACCAGGAGCGGUUUUGACCUGUCCAGUGCGCUUGGAGGUGACAAUGGCAGCUAUGGUUGUAAUGCAGUGUCGGUCAGCGAGAAGGCUACCAUGCAGAACCUCAACGACCGUUUGGCCACCUACCUGGAGAAGGUGCGCUCCUUGGAGACGGCGAAUGCCCAGCUCGAGCGUCAAAUCCGCGAGUGGUACGAGAAGAAGAAACCGGUCAUCAGUGAUUACAGCAAAUACGAUGCUACUCUUGCCGACCUGCGCAGAAAGGUGAGCAUUUUUGGGGCCAUCGUAAAUACAGUAAAUUGCUAUAUUGAACGAGAUUGAUAUGAUGACAUUUUCGUUCAUCAACCUCACUCCUGUUGACUAUUGAGUUUAGAUCAAGUUUUAUUGAAUGAGAUUUAAAAAAAAAUUUUUGGCUAUAUCAUUUACAAAAGGAAAAUGUCUAAACAUUUCUACUCUGGCAGGAAACAACAUCUAUUCUCAUAAAAUUCAAUUAUGGUAUACAAGCCACAAGUCAUACCCCGAAGUUCAUUGACUGGCUGCGUCUAUGAAGCUGUCAGGUUACAAUACAAGUGUGCCCUCGGGAUGUACAUUUGUAAACCCUUGACUUGAAUAGAGGAAUCAUACCAAGUUUACAGUAGUAAUGGAUUAUAGGACUUAAAUGGCAUGAGUGUUGCUUACAUGGGUAGUUUAGUUUGUUUGUCUCUAUUGAAAGAAAGAAAUUACCCAAAAAAAAAGGGCUUGGCAAGUGAAACUGUCACUUCCAUUCAACUUAUCUCCCUGUCAACAUUUACAUUCACACUCAUGCCGCCUACAUUACUUAUUUCAAAGGGGAGAGCCAUGAUAAUGACGCUAAAAUGAAUCAUACCUUCUGUUCAAUAGCAUUUUGUAUUAUUGCAUCUGAUGGGAUUCAAGUCAUGCUUAUUAUUGUCAUUUCCCAUACAUAACUGUGUGGCCUUUGCCAUAGAUUGGCUACAGUAUAUCUGUGUGGGCAGGAGGCUAAUCAAUUACUUACUAACAGACCCCUGUAGCUCUGGUAGGCUUCACCUUAUCACACAUUAAUAGUCUCUCAUUACAGCUAUUCAUGGUUAUGGCUUGGGAGAAUGCACCUUCAUUGUUUAUGAUAAUGAAAAGCAAAUUAUGUAAUAAUUGUGAUAAGCCUGACAGUGUGUAAUUUUUUUCCCCUUUUAUUUACCAUGUACCAACCUGUUUUUUGUCCUGUUCUCAGAUCAGUGCUGCCACUCUGAGCAACGCCAGUAUCAUCCUGCAGAUAGACAAUGCCAAACUGGCAGCAGAAGACUUCAAAGUAAAGUGAGUACAAAGGGUCUGUAAGAUGGAAUUGAAUUCACCUUAGAAUAAUACUUUCAGUCAGGAUUGGAAUUGGAACUACACGUCAUAUGUCAACUUUAGUCAUGCAACUUUUAAACCAUUAUUAGAGUAUGAAGCCACACCUAGUAUAACCAUACUGAAGGUCAACGAGCCCAUGACGUGAUGUUAAAUUUCACAAUACUGUACACCUUAGAAACAUCAUCAGCGGUCAACUAUACAUUAAAACUGGUCUGACUGGUUUUGUGCCAUUUGGUAUGUUUACUGUUGGUGGUAACUGUCAAUAAUGCUGGGAAAUUCACAUGCCCUGUUUGUCCUUUUCCCUCUGGAAAGGUUUGAGAGUGAACUGAUUAUGCGUCAGUCGGUGGAGGCAGACAUCGCUGGACUGAGGAAGGUUCUGGACGAGUUGACCAUGUCCCGGUUCAGACCUGGAAAUGCAGAUUGAGGGGCUGAAGGAGGAGCUGGUCUACCUCAAGAAGAACCAUGCAGAGGUGGGUGUUCCUCAGGGCACUGUAGUGGGACCUGCCCAAAUUCACAAAAUGGCCCCCAAGGGCCUUGGAAGCCCUCUUUUAUCAUACCAUAUCCCCAAGAGUCAUGGCAUAGCCCUGUCAAUAGCAAGACCUCCCCACAGUUCCAAAUUCUUAUAUAUUUUACCUAGAUGAAAACAAUGUGGUUGUGAGAGUCGAAUGGAGUUGUCAGAGACAUAAUUCAUUCUCAUCGCAUGCCAAGCAGUAUUGUCUUUGGCUGUAUCAAUGAUAAUGCAAACAACAGAUCAAACAGACCUUGUUUGGAGUCUCUGCGCUGUCUCUGUUUGUGUAGCUUUAAAGCUGUCAGCAAAUGUGUCACAAGCCCUACGACAGUAUGGCAAAACCAUUAAAACCACACUUGAGAUCACAUGGUGGCAAGUCCUAUUUCCUGUUGGAAAUUACCUUGAGUAUUUUCACAGUAAUCAUCUACUUACUUUAGGAUGGUUGUACAGGAUGUCAGACAAGCUGAUGGCAAUACACCAUGAACAAUGUAACUAGGUUAUGAAAGAUGGUGACAGUUUGUGACACCCAAGUACCUCAUUGAUUUGUCAUGUGGUUGAACCUGAGACACCCGUGCACCUCACCUGGCUGUGGCCCAAUUUGUCCCCUCACCCCUGUGUAAUCGUGCUAGACUUUUUCCCUGUCUGGGACAGUAAAGUUCUAUCUUAUCUUACCCAGUGACAGCCUAUCCGGUGACAACCUCCAUUGGCCUCUCACCUGGUGUUGACCCUAGUUGACGUCUGUCAUCACUCUGUGCCCCUUAUAGGAGAUCGCUGCCUUGCGGGCCCACUUGAGCACCAGCUCAGUGAACGUGGAGGUGGACGCAGCGCCCCAGCAGGACAUGGCCAGGAUGAUGGAGGAGAUCCGAACUCAGUACGAGGGCAUCACCGAGAAGAACCGCCGCGACAUGGAGUCCUGGUACAAGGACAAGGUGAGGAGAACAAGAGCCCAACCUUGUCUAUGGAGAACCUCUUGAUCCAUCUGUUCUGUUUUAGAUCAUAUGGAAAUAGUUUAGUAUAUCUUACAGGGAAAACCUAUGUCCUAUGAGAACAGUAUUUAAAGUGCUUAUAAACAACCAAUUACUGUGAUCACAUACUUGAAGCUAUCUUAUCCUUGUUCGAUCAUGCCAAUAUAGAGAUAUCAGACCAUAGAGAAUGACUUUUGUGCUUAUUACCAGUACUAGUGGAGUUACACAACUCUUACCUUGUUCCGUCUGUCCGUCCCAGUUUGAUGAGCUGAACAAGGUGGUGGCCAGCAGCACAGAGACCCUCCAGACGUCCCGCAGCGAGAUAAACGAGCUCAAGAGGACCAUGCAGGCACUGCAGAUCGAUCUGCAGUCCCAGCUCAGCCUGGUGAGGAAACCAAUGCCCCCUCAACCCCAUUAAUGACCCCCUCUCUGCCUCCUAGUUGUUGCUAGACGUAUGAGUUUGAGUUAGAGCUAGACCAGGCUGUAAUUACUGUAGAUCACUCGGAAUUCGGAAAUACAUGACAUUUACAAGAGUACACCUCCAGUUAAACAGUACAGUACAACUGACACAUCACUGUAAAACCAUGAUCAUUUAGACCUCAUAAAUACAUUCCUACCCUACGGGUUACAUAUGAGUCCUCAAGUUGACCUUUUAGCAACUGAAGAUGAUGGAUUAGUUAGAGAGAGAGAAGCAAUCAGUCAACUCAGAGCUCUGUAAUUAUCACAAGCCAUAAUAAUAAUACAUUUCAUUUUUUGACAAGCUCUUCGAUUGAUGGAGAGAUGAAGUGAAGUUGAGGAGAACCGUUUUUGUUAUACUAUAGCUGUUCUCCUCAAAACUGAAUUCUAAAAACAUGUGCUCACCAGGAACUUCACCUCAAUCAUGCUCUGAUGUCAUUUGGCCUUUAACCAUUCCUCUUCCUCCCGCUCUCCCAAUAGAAAGCAGCCAUGGAGGGCCAGCUGAAUGAGACCGAGUCCCGUUACAGCAUGCAGCUGAACCAGCUCCAGGGCAUGGUCAACAGCCUGGAGGAGGAGCUGGGUCGCAUGAAGACGGACAUCGAGAGGCAGGCCGGCGAGUACCGCAUGCUCCUGGACAUCAAGACCCGGCUGGAGAUGGAGAUCGCUGAGUACAGGAGGCUGCUGGAUGGAGAGGAUGUCGGGUAAGGAGAGGAGAGAAGAGUGUAGAUCCCUAAUUUACAUACCCAAUGGGAUUUACAUGGGCUUCACAUACCCAAUGUAAAUGCUAAAUGUGCAUUUACAUACCCAAUGACAAAUCAACCCCUAGCCCGUUGCCCCUUCAGUAGCCCCUACCCCUUUGGCACAUAAACACCUGCUGUAGGCACUUUUGAUUUAAAAUGAUUGGAUACAUGCAAGAACUAUGGUGAAUAUUACUAGAGGGCAAGAUGGAGCAAUCAUCAUUAUGCUAAUGUCCUACAGUAGCCUAUCUAAUCGUUGCAGAUCUACAAGAAGUGCACUAGGGAAGGGGCCAGGGGUCGAUUUGGAACUGGGCAAUAGAGACUGUGUUACAGAGUAGAGAGUUCAAUGUAGAGUUGUUAAAUAGGAAGAUACUUAACACUCAAACUAUCUUCUGUCCACCAGGAGAACUGUCAUCACCAAGAAGGUUGAGACUGUUCAGGUCCAAAAACGUAAGUAGAGCGAGCCCAUUUUCUAUCAUAUCAAAUUCCAUAUUGAUUGAACCCAGCAGUAGUAAUUGUGAAACACUCUAGAACACAAAGGAUUUGGUUGAUUUGAAUUUUAAGGUUGGUUCUUUCCUUUCCUCUUUAGCUAAACCCAACACUAAGUGUACUAAUGGUUAUUUGUGCCUUCUUUGAAACAGUGCCAGUGGUGACAAAGAGAGUGCGGACGGUGAUCGAGGAGAUGGUCGAUGGUAAGGUGGUCUCCCGUACAGAGGAUGUGGACAUGGAGGUCCCGCAAAACUAGAUCCCUUGCCCUCAACCCACCCAAACCCACCCGUCAUUAAAAGCCUGGUUCCGCCUACAGCUAAAAUGGAAUACCAGAAAUGUUUAAAAUGUUAUAAUCUCUGGAUGGCAUCGCUUUGGUGUUGCCUGUAUGCUCGGUGAAUGUACAACACUGUGCAAUCUUUGAUACAUUUACCAUAUUUGAUAUUUAAGUUGACAAAACAAACAUGCUUUUGAAUAUCAUUGUUGAUCAAAUGAUCAUGUAU